Phaeodactylum tricornutum CCAP 1055/1 is the source of this 1408-nucleotide messenger RNA. RefSeq lists its product with no specific name. Bases 131 to 1321 code for a protein of 396 amino acids. The record is from RefSeq and is a predicted model, not a curated record. The transcript has 2 exons. NCBI's taxonomy places the organism in Eukaryota, Bacillariophyta, Bacillariophyceae, Surirellales, Neidiaceae.
GGGAACGAAGCUGACAAACGCCAAGCCCAGUCCAAUCGAACAUCUACUACUGGGAGGCCUCUGCGAACUACGAGAGAUUAGAAAGAACCGCUCCAGCAGCAAUUCGGGAUCGUCUGGACCAAAACAAAUCAUGGUUCACCGUCAGCCUACGGUUCCGACCUACGAUGCGCAACCCUUGACGGACGCUUUUACGGCCAAUCGGCGUUUGCAGUACGCAGUGCUGCGCAAUUUACGAGAACUCGCGCUUCAAAAGGCAAAUAAUCGUGCGCAAGCCGCCAAAUUGACGGCACAGGCGAGUCGUCGGCGAAUGGAGGCGUUAUGCGUUCCCGCCGUUAUAGGAAACCCUUACCGGCACAGUAUCUGGAAGAAUCGAGGUUUCUUCACGGGACCGGAUGGAAGUACCCCUCCACCAAAUCCAGACACACUGAAGAGGAGAAAGCUGGAACAGGAAUCCUUCUACUAUCACUUGCAGCCUCCGUGGUCGAGUAAGGAAUCCAAUACGCUUUCUUCAAUCGUCCAACAUCUGCGGAUUGAAAGCACCACUGAAGAGGCGAUUAUCGAGGGACAAGAGCAACAAAUUGACUUUUUGCAAGUAGCGGAGCAGCUACAACAGCAACGCGUUAAAAAUGUAUCGCUUAGCUCGUCGCUUCCGAAAACGGCACUUCCGAGAACCGCAGAGGAAUGCCGUGUGCACUAUGAGCAGCUCAUCAGAAAACGAGAUAUGAUAACCAAAGCGGAAUUGCAACGCAUUGUCGAGCAAGUGGAAGCUGCAUCGAAAACACCUGAUUGGUUUGCCAUAGGAAAGGAGUUAUCCACUGCCACAAAACAAAGGACGGGAUGGGAAUGCUUUCUUGCGUACCAAAAUAUGCUACGCCAAUCAUGCCAAUCGUCCACUAUAGUGUUUACCGCCGAGCAGGACGAACUUCUACUGAAGUACGUAGCAGCCAUGGGUCCUCAACUAGUCCUGGAUGGAUCGCAAGUAGCUUACAUGGCUGCGAAUAUUGCGCCCGACAAACCCAGAUCAAAAAUAUUCAAACGACUCAAUACCUCCCUGCUCAACCCUAAAUUAAAGCACGACGCAUGGAGUGACGAAGAAGAGCGUAAAUUGGCCAUUGUGAUGAAGAUGUACAAAAGCUCACCCGGAAAUGAUUUGCACCAGCUCGUUUAUCAUCUGCCGGGCCGGAGCAUGAAGUCCGUGGUUGAUAAAUGGCAUAGAACUUUGAAUCCGGUUUACUCAACAAUACCGUUCACGGCGGCAGAAGAUGAAGCUCUUUUGCAGGCUGCACGACAAGAGGAAUCAAGAGAGCGAAGGAGGCAUUGAGAAGAGAAUAUCAAGAAUCUACGGAAUUCUAAAUUCUGUUUGGACAAACUUAGUGUCUCUUGCUCUAAAGUACAGCUGGCUCCCCUU